Phyllostomus hastatus (greater spear-nosed bat) is the source of this 926-nucleotide messenger RNA. RefSeq names its product ribosomal protein L6 (gene RPL6). Lineage: Eukaryota; Metazoa; Chordata; Mammalia; Chiroptera; Phyllostomidae. The transcript is spliced from 6 exons. Bases 22 to 888 code for a protein of 288 amino acids. The record is from RefSeq and is a predicted model, not a curated record. Gene Ontology annotation, cellular component: ribosome. Gene Ontology annotation, biological process: translation. Gene Ontology annotation, molecular function: structural constituent of ribosome.
UUUAAAUAUACGUAUCGAUAGAUGGCGGGUGAAAAGACCGAGAAGCCGGAUACUAAGGAGAAGAAGCCCCAAGCCAAGAAGGCUGAUGCUGGCGGCAAGGUUAAGAAGGGGAACCUCAAGGCUAAGACGCCUAAGAAGGGGAAGCCCCACUGCAGCCGAAACCCUGUCCUGGUCCGAGGGAUUGGCAGGUAUUCCCGGUCAGCCAUGUAUUCCCGAAAAGCCAUGUACAAGAGGAAAUACUCCGCAGCUAAAUCCAGGGUUGAAAAGAAAAAGAAGGAGAAAGUUAUGGCUACCGUCACUAAGCCAGUUGGUGGCGACAAGAAUGGUGGUACUCGGGUGGUUAAACUUCGUAAAAUGCCUAGAUACUAUCCCACUGAAGACGUGCCUAGAAAGCUGCUGAGCCACGGCAAGAAGCCCUUCAGUCAGCACAAGAGAAAACUGCGGGCCAGCAUCACCCCCGGGACCAUCCUGAUCAUCCUCACUGGGCGCCACAGGGGCAAGAGGGUGAUUUUCCUGAAGCAGCUGGGCAGUGGCUUGCUACUUGUCACUGGACCUCUGUCCUAUAAUCGAGUUCCUCUGCGUAGAACACACCAGAAAUUUGUCAUCGCCACCUCCACUAAACUCGACCUCAGUGGUGUGAAAAUCCCCAAGCAUCUCACUGAUGCCUACUUCAAGAAGAAGAAGCUGCGCAAGCCCAGACACCAGGAGGGGGAGAUCUUCGACACCGAGAAAGAGAAAUACGAGGUUACGGAGCAGCGCAGGCUCGAUCAGAAAGCCGUGGACUCGCAAAUUCUGCCAAAAAUCAAAGCUAUCCCCCAGCUCCAGGGCUACCUCCGCUCGGUGUUUGCUCUCACAAAUGGCCUCUAUCCUCACAAGAUGAAGUUCUGAAUUUCUUUUGAAAAACCUAAUUAAAUAACUGGUCUGUU